This is a messenger RNA of Perkinsus marinus ATCC 50983, 195 nucleotides long. Its product is annotated as subtilisin, putative. Gene Ontology annotation, biological process: proteolysis. NCBI's taxonomy places the organism in Eukaryota, Perkinsozoa, Perkinsida, Perkinsidae. The record is from RefSeq and is a predicted model, not a curated record. The transcript has a single exon. The annotation marks the transcript as partial. Gene Ontology annotation, molecular function: serine-type endopeptidase activity.
AACGCAGGUGACCAUCGCAGUUAUAGACGAUGGAAUCGAGGCAAGUCAUCCUGAUUUGAAGGGCGUCGUCAUCGAGGGCUACAACGUCGUUGAUAAAAAUAGUAAUACCAGUCCUCGAGGACCGCAUGGAACCCUUAUGGCUGGCGUCAUUGGCGCUAUCAGAAAUAACAGGAUCGGUAUAGCGGGUAUUCUGAA